AUGCCUUCGACACUGGCUGAGCACAGCCAUAAGGCGACAACGAAAGUCGGCCACAAGCCCUUCAAGGGGGGCAAAGGACGGAAUCGCAAAGGCAAAGUCUUGGAUGAGAGACCAAAAACGCCGCACCAGCAGGUGAUGUCGAAACUCGAUCGUCGCAAUCAGAACCGCCAGCGCCAGCUGGAAAAGCAAAAGGAGCAGCGUCUUGACGCCUCCAUCUUUACCGGCCGCGAUGGUGCGCCGCGCAACGUGGCCGUGAUCCCACUGUGCAGCAAUUGCGAUGCCGCCACCACCAUCCGCGCCCUCAAUGUCAGCUUGGACAUUGAGGUGGACAUCACCGACGGUGCGGUGCGCGUGCCCGUCGAGCGGUUCAAGCAGCAGCUGCAGUACAUCGUGGUGCCGUCGAACCGCGACGUCGUGGCCUGCUUGGAUGCCGCACGGGCUGCCGACUUUGUCGUCUUUGUCAUCUCGGCCGUCGACGAGGUGGAUGAGCGUGGCGAGCUGAUCCUGCGCAGUGUGGAAAGCCAGGGCCUGACAACGCUGUUCACGGCGGUGCACGGACUCAGCAGCGUCGAGUCGGCCAAGCAGCGCACGGCCGUAUUGGAGUCGCUCAAGUCUUUCAUGCGGCACUUCCACCCAGACCAGGAGAAGCUUUUCAGUCUUGAAAGCCGGCAGGAAUGCGCCAACCUGAUGCGGUCUCUGUGCAAUGCGACGCCCAAGGGCAUCCACUGGCGCGAUGAGCGGAGCUGGAUGCUCGUGGAGGACGUGCAGUUCGGGACCACAGGCGACGAUGCUGCUGCCGUCCUCACGGGUGUCGUGCGUGGCAAGGGACUCAACGCGGAUCGGCUCAUCCACGUGGGCGACUGGGGCUCGUUCCAGAUUGACAAGAUCACCGCGGCGCCCAUCUCGGUACGCAAGCCCAAGGGCGGUGCUACCGUCGAGGACAUGGCUGUCGACGGACAAGAAGGAGGCUCAGAGAUUGUACUCGCCGAACCCAGCGAAGACAGGGACGAUUUAGACGGUCUUGCUCCCGAAGAGGCCGUUCUCGACCAGGAUGACGAGAUGGAGGACGAGGAGAUUAACAACCGGUCCCUGGAAGCCGCUGGCCGAAAAGGUGUAUUGUUGGAUGACCACCAUUACUUUGACGAUGACGAGGACCAGUUCCGGCCAGCCAAGAAGCUUCCCAAGGGCACAUCAGCGUACCAGUCGGCGUGGAUCCUGGACGAUGUGACGUCAGAAUCCGGGUCCGACAACGAUGACGAAGAGGAGCAGAUGGGCGAUGACGGAUUCAAAAAGGCCGAGCCGGCAGACGGAAUGGAAGGCCUGGCACACGAUGCACAGACCGAAGGUGCUGGACCGUCCGAGUACCCGCAGUCGGAGAUCUAUGUUGAGCAAAAUGAGGAGCAGGAGGCCGAGCAGCUGGCGCAGUAUCGGCAGCAGAAGCGGGGCGAGGCCGAAGACGAUUUGGAGUUCCCAGACGAGAUCGAGCUGCACCCACAGGUGCUGGCACGUGAACGGCUAGCACGGUACCGCGGUCUCAAGAGCCUGCGGUCCAGCCCGUGGAACGCAAAGGAGGACCGUCCACACGAGCCAGAGGACUGGCGGCGUCUGUUGCAGAUUCCCGACUACAAGUCGUCGAGAAUCCGGGCAGCCCGGGAAGCAUUGGUCGGCGGGGUGGCGCCGGGAAUGCGUGUUUCCGUGCAUUUGGCCAAGGGCGUGAUUCCCGAGGCCGUGCGGGCAGCCUACAGCACGAGCAGGCCAGCCGUGGCCUUUUCUCUGCUGCGACACGAGAACAAGCAGACGGUGGUCAACCUGAUCAUCAACCUGAGCGCCGACCACCCGCACUCGAUCAAGGCCAAGGAGGAGCUCAUCGUGCAGUGUGGACCGCGUCGUUUUUUCGUCCAGCCGCUCUUCUCGCAGAGCGGCAACACGCCCAACAACGUGCACAAGUCGUGCCGGUUCGUGCACCCUGGCCAGUCGGCCGUGGUCAGCUUCGUCGGCCCCGUCACCUGGGGCUUCGUGCCGACGCUCUUCUUCAAGCGCACCAAGAGCGACACGGUACCGCUGCAGCUGGCUGGCAUCGGGACGUCGCUGGCGCCAUCGACGGCGCGCGUGGUGGCCAAACGGGUCGUCCUCACCGGCCAUCCGUACCACAUUCACAAAAAGGUGGUUACGAUCCGGUACAUGUUCUUCAACCGCGAAGACGUGGACUGGUUCAAGGCGCUGCCGCUAUGGACGAAGCGUGGGCGCAGUGGAUACAUCAAGGAGGCUCUCGGCACGCACGGCUACUUCAAGGCCACGUUUGACGGUCGCAUCAACCCACAGGACAGUAUCGGUGUCAGCCUAUACAAGCGGGUCUGGCCACGGAAGUCGCUGUUGUACCAGGAGUGGGCUGCGCCGCCGGCUGAGGAGAUUGUCGACGAGAUGAUGGAUGAGGCAAUGGAGUGA
Grosmannia clavigera kw1407 is the source of this 2445-nucleotide messenger RNA. Its product is annotated as pre-rRNA processing protein. Gene Ontology annotation, cellular component: nucleus; preribosome, small subunit precursor. Bases 1 to 2445 code for a protein of 814 amino acids. Gene Ontology annotation, biological process: ribosome biogenesis; maturation of SSU-rRNA from tricistronic rRNA transcript (SSU-rRNA, 5.8S rRNA, LSU-rRNA); endonucleolytic cleavage of tricistronic rRNA transcript (SSU-rRNA, 5.8S rRNA, LSU-rRNA). NCBI's taxonomy places the organism in Eukaryota, Fungi, Ascomycota, Sordariomycetes, Ophiostomatales, Ophiostomataceae. Gene Ontology annotation, molecular function: GTPase activity; U3 snoRNA binding; GTP binding. The record is from RefSeq and is a predicted model, not a curated record. The transcript is spliced from 2 exons.